AUGGCGCCUGUCAACGUUGUGAUUGUUGGAGCGUCCUACGCGGGGCUUAGCAUCGCCCAUUCCGUACUUGAGCUCCCUGAGGUUAAAGUGGUGUUGAUCAACCCGGCCACUACUUUCUUCUGGAACAUCGCCGCGCCCCGCAUCGUCGCAAAGGCCAAGGCUUUCAAGCCGGAGCAGUAUCUGCUUUCGAUUGCCGAUGCAUUCAACAAAUACCCGGCUGAAAAUAUCGAAUUCAUUCCGGGCACUGCGACUGCUGUCGACGUUGCUGCUAAGACUAUUUCAGUGACUCCCAAUGAGGGCGACGCCAGGUCAGUAUCGUAUGACCAUCUCGUUAUCGCUUCCGGAAGUACUACUACUUCGACCACUGGCGAGAUCACCGGCUUCUCUAUCCCAUUCAAGCAGUCCAAUCGCGAUGAUGUGAAGCAGCUGAUUGAGGCGGCCCAACAGAAGAUUGCCACUGCCAAAGAGAUUGUUAUUGGUGGUGCUGGCCCUAUUGGUGUCGAACUAGCUGGUGAGCUGGCAGAUGUGGUGGAGCAGAGUGGCAGCGCGCCAACGAUUACCCUGGUCUCCGCGACGGAUCGCGUGCUUCCGAUGCUCAAAUCCUCGGGCAGCUCCGCCGCGUCGAAGAUGUUGAAGGAGAAAAAUGUCAAGGUUGUUACAUCUACACGAGUAACCGGCGCGGAGGCAUCAGGCGACGCAUGGACGGUUUCCCUGGACAACGGCGACAAGCUCUCUGCCGACCUGUACAUCCCCACGACGGGUGUAAUUCCCAACAACAGCUUCAUUCCGGAGCAAUUCCUGGAUAAGGAAGGUUGGGUCAAGGUUGACAAGGAGAUGCGCGUGGAGUCAUCGAAGAACAUCUAUGCUGCCGGCGACAUCACCAACAACUCGAUGCGCCUGUCAUUCAAGGCUGCUGAACAAGCCAGCGUGGCGGCCAACAAUCUCAAAGCGGAUAUAUUGGGCAAGGGCGAGCGCAAGAACUUUGACCAAGGCGAGAGCAUCAUGAUGGUUGUCCCGAUUGGCGCGUCGGGUGGUACUGGGCUGGUCUUCGGCUUCACGCCCUUCAGUUUCAUGGUGAAGAUGAUCAAGGGCAAGGACUACUUCAUCUCCAAGGCAGCAUCUAUGGUUGCCGGGAAGGCAUAG
Penicillium atrosanguineum is the source of this 1143-nucleotide messenger RNA. RefSeq names its product NAD(P)/FAD-dependent oxidoreductase. The coding region runs from base 1 to 1143 and encodes 380 amino acids. NCBI's taxonomy places the organism in Eukaryota, Fungi, Ascomycota, Eurotiomycetes, Eurotiales, Aspergillaceae. The record is from RefSeq and is a predicted model, not a curated record. Gene Ontology annotation, cellular component: cytoplasm. Gene Ontology annotation, molecular function: flavin adenine dinucleotide binding; electron-transferring-flavoprotein dehydrogenase activity. The transcript has a single exon.